GCUGGAUUGACCCUUGAAGUGAUGUGGACAGAGGCUCUCACGUGUGUUUAUUAUAACCACUGGACCCAGCAUCGUGUCUUCAUGUUCACUUAAAUCAGAACUUGCACAAGAAAGAGAAUGGGAGUCUGGUUAAACAAAGAUGACUUUAUCAGAGACUUGAAGAGGCUCAGCCUCUGUCUUCUGAUACUCUAUGUGGUCCUUGUAGUGGGCACAGAUCAGAAUUUUUACAGCUUACUUGGAGUAUCUAAAACUGCAAGCAGCAGAGAAAUAAGACAAGCCUUUAAGAAAUUAGCACUGAAGUUACAUCCUGAUAAAAACCCGAAUAACCCAAAUGCACAUGGUGAUUUUUUAAAAAUAAAUAGAGCAUAUGAAGUACUCAAAGAUGAAGAUCUGCGGAAAAAGUAUGACAAGUAUGGAGAGAAGGGACUUGAAGACAAUCAAGGAGGCCAGUACGAGAGCUGGAGCUACUACCGCUACGAUUUUGGUAUUUACGAUGAUGACCCUGAAAUCAUAACAUUGGAAAGAAGAGAGUUUGAUGCUGCUGUCAAUUCUGGAGAACUGUGGUUUGUAAACUUUUACUCCCCAGGAUGCUCACAUUGCCACGAUUUAGCCCCCACUUGGAGAGAAUUUGCUAAGGAAGUGGAUGGGUUACUUCGAAUUGGAGCUGUCAACUGUGGCGAUGACCGCAUGCUUUGCCGAAUGAAAGGAGUCAACAGUUACCCCAGCCUCUUCAUCUUUAGGUCUGGGAUGGCUGCGGUGAAAUACAAUGGCGACAGAUCAAAGAACAGCUUAGUGAGCUUCGCCAUGCAGCAUGUCAGGAGCACAGUGACUGAGCUGUCAACAGGAAAUUUUGUUAACGCCAUAGAAACUGCUUUUUCUGCUGGUGUCGGCUGGCUGAUCACGUUUUGUUCUAAAGGAGAAGAUUGUUUGACACCACAGACACGACUCAGGCUUAGUGGCAUGUUGGAAGGGCUUGUUCACGUGGGGUGGGUGGACUGUGACGCCCAGGACAGCCUCUGUAAGAGUUUGGACAUCACAGCGAGUACCACUGCUUAUUUUCCUCCUGGAGCCACUUUGAGUAACAAAGAAAAUUCCAGUGUUUUGUUUCUUAAUUCAUUGGAUGCUAAGGAAAUAUACAUGGAAAUCAUACAUAAUCUUCCAGACUUCGAACUGCUUUCAGCAAAUAAACUAGAGGAUCGUUUGGCACAUCAUCGCUGGCUUUUAUUUUUUCACUUCGGAAAAAAUGAAAAUGGAAAUGAUCAUGAAUUGAAAAAACUGAAAACUCUACUUAAAAAUGAGCAUAUUCAAGUUGGAAGGUUUGACUGCUCUUCUGCACCAGGCAUUUGUUCUGAUCUGUAUGUUUUCCAGCCCUGUCUAGCAGUGUUUAAAGGACAAGGAACCAAAGAAUAUGAAAUUCAUCAUGGAAAGAAGAUUCUAUAUGAUAUACUUGCUUUUGCCAAAGAAAGUGUUAAUUCCCAUGUUACCACACUUGGACCUCAGAACUUCCCUGCAAGUGACAAGGAACCAUGGCUUGUUGACUUCUUCGCCCCUUGGUGUCCGCCAUGUCGAGCUCUUUUGCCAGAGUUACGGAAAGCAUCAACACUGCUAUAUGGUCAGCUCAAAGUUGGUACACUAGACUGCACAAUUCAUGAAGGACUCUGCAACAUGUAUAACAUCCAAGCUUAUCCAACAACAGUAGUAUUCAACCAGUCCAGUAUUCAUGAGUAUGAAGGACACCACUCUGCAGAACAGAUCUUGGAGUUCAUAGAGGAUCUCAGGAACCCUUCAGUGGUGACCCUCACACCCGGCACCUUUGCUGACCUAGUUAAGCAGAGGAGGCAUGACGAGGUCUGGAUGGUUGAUUUCUAUUCUCCGUGGUGUCAUCCCUGCCAGGUCUUAAUGCCAGAGUGGAAACGAAUGGCCCGGACAUUAACUGGACUGAUCAAUGUGGGCAGUGUGGACUGCCAGCAGUAUCAUUCUUUUUGUACCCAAGAAAAUGUUCAAAGAUACCCCGAGAUACGAUUUUAUCCCCAAAAGUCAAAUAAAGGGUAUCAGUAUCAUAGUUACAAUGGCUGGAAUAGGGAUGCUUAUUCCCUGCGAAGCUGGGGUCUCGGAUUUUUACCCCAAGCGUCCAUAGAUUUAACACCUCAGACUUUCAACGAAAAGGUUUUACAAGGGAAAACCCACUGGGUGGUUGAUUUCUAUGCUCCUUGGUGUGGACCUUGCCAGAAUUUUGCCCCAGAGUUUGAACUCUUGGCUAGGAUGAUCAAAGGAAAAGUGAAAGCUGGGAAAGUGGACUGUCAGGCCUACCCCCAGACGUGCCAGAAAGCUGCCAUUAAAGCCUACCCAAGUGUUAAGUUUUAUCAGUACGAAAGAGCAAAGAAAAGUAUACAGGAAGAGCAAAUAAAUUCCAGAGAUGCAAAAACUAUUGCUGCCUUAAUUUACAGAAAACUGGAAACUCUCCAAAGCCAAGUAAAGAGAAAUAAGGAUGAGCUUUGAUAUUGAAGGAAAAAAUUGUAAGGAAAGAACCUGGAAAAUGCCAUCAGAAGAUCCCUUUUCCAAAGCUAAGAUGCUCUUGAGGAAGCAGAUGCUCAUGACUUGGCCUUGCAGGUGCACUCUGCA
Acomys russatus (golden spiny mouse) is the source of this 2622-nucleotide messenger RNA. RefSeq names its product DnaJ heat shock protein family (Hsp40) member C10 (gene Dnajc10). The transcript has 22 exons. Gene Ontology annotation, biological process: protein folding in endoplasmic reticulum. Lineage: Eukaryota; Metazoa; Chordata; Mammalia; Rodentia; Muridae. Gene Ontology annotation, cellular component: endoplasmic reticulum. The record is from RefSeq and is a predicted model, not a curated record. Bases 118 to 2499 code for a protein of 793 amino acids. Gene Ontology annotation, molecular function: disulfide oxidoreductase activity.